Messenger RNA from Miscanthus lutarioriparius, 945 nucleotides. NCBI's taxonomy places the organism in Eukaryota, Viridiplantae, Streptophyta, Magnoliopsida, Poales, Poaceae. The record is from the annotation of a GenBank genome assembly.
AUGGCAUCCUCCUCUACCUACCUCAUGCUCGCCAGCGCCCGUGCUCCCCUCGCUCCUCUUAUAAGGCCACCGCUGAUGGCCCUCGUCGCGAGAACCGCCGCAGCCUCCAUCACUAGUGGCGCCAGAGCCAGUGUCCCUCUGUUCGUCAACGCCGCUGCGUGCCGGCCGGGAGUGCGGCGCCGUGGCUGGGCCCAACUCUGCAGAGACUCGUCCCUCCAGGGCCCUCCAGGCGCCGAUUCUCCUGCUCAAGAGCAAGAGGAUAUGAAGAAGAGCGAGGCGGUGUCAGAGUCUGCUGCUCGGAUUGCCGGAGGCAGCGGCGGGAGGUUCAGCGACUGGAGCACGUCGGUGCUCAUCUUCGGGAUCUGGGCGGGACUCAUGUACUACGUCUUCCUGCUCGCGCCUAACCAGACACCGUACCAAGACACAUACCUCUUGCAGAAACUUUUAAAUCUGAAGGGUGACGAUGGCUUCCGAAUGAAUGAUGUUCUUGUUUCUCUAUGGUACAUUAUGGGCCUCUGGCCACUAGUCUACAGUAUGUUGCUCCUUCCUACUGGCAGAAGUUCCAAAAGCAAGAUCCCUGUGUGGCCAUUCCUGGUUCUUUCAUGCAUCGGAGGAGCAUAUGCUUUGAUUCCUUACUUUGUCUUAUGGAAGCCUCCUCCACCUCCCAUUGAGGAAGAUGAAAUUGGACAAUGGCCAUUAAAAUUUCUUGAGUCAAAGUUAACUGCAGGAGUAGUGUUUGCCUUGGGCAUUGGACUGAUCAUAUAUGCUGGCAAAGCUGGUGGCGAUGAUUGGAAGGAAUUUAUUCGAUACUUCAGGUCGAGCAAGUUUGAAAAAUGGUUCAUGGCUUCUACCACUUGCACUGAUACCUUUUGUGGGGCCCUCACUGUAUCUUCUACUGCGCCCAUCACUUUCUUCCUUGCUGGAAGCAUCUGCUUCACCAUCUGA